Molecule: messenger RNA, 1533 nt
Organism: Peronospora matthiolae
Lineage: Eukaryota; Oomycota; Peronosporomycetes; Peronosporales; Peronosporaceae
Source: the annotation of a GenBank genome assembly
AUGCCCCGAGCCUCCUCAAACGUAGACGCCCAGCACCGCCGCGCCAAACUUCGUCCGCCAUGGUCCGCGGCGUCAGGCGCGAAGCUGCACGAGUUUCUGAGCGAACAAGACGAGCGGGAAGUGCUCAACGUGCUGCGCGCGCAGUUCCACCACGAGCAGCGCAUCACGUCGGACGACGUGCGGUUCGUCGUGCGCGCGGUUGCCAGCCAUGACGGCACUGGGAACAUGCCACCCGACUUUCCGUCCACGCGCUGGAUCCUCGCGUUCAAGCGCGCGCACGGCUUUGCAUCGCCUGCUGCUAGCGCGGCAUCCCGAGUGCCCGAGCACCGCCUCAACGUGGGGAGCCGCAGCUGCAACGUCGCGCACGUCACGACCACCAGCAGUGACGACGAGCGGGACGAGCUUGACGGCCAGUGUGCGAGUCGCUACGACGUUAUGCGUGAACUUGAAGCUGGGGCGCGACUUGGCAGCAGGCGAGCAGCAACGAACGACCGCGACUCGCAGCUGCUGCAGCGCGCUCGUCGACAGCAACAGGAGCGUCGGUCUCUUGUCGUGGACGACCAUCGCGUCGGAUCCGCGUUGCAGCAGCGCGAACAGAUGUGGGAUCGGGAAGACCUUGGCUCGAACGCUAGCAGUGGGAGUGGCGACAGCGAGAACGGUGCGACGACUGGAGACAGUAGCAGCAACAGUAGCAGUGCCAGUGUGGCCCCCUCUUCGACCGUGAGUAGGGACGUCACCAACAGAGAAGACGGCGUUGCAAGCGUCCGAGACGUUGCAGCUGCUACCACCACAAGCAGCAGCACGAGACAUGGGUACAAGCUGAGUCACACGGUGCCGCCCGAGACGUGGGAGAAAGCCAUCGUGGCGGUGGAGCAGCAAGGAAUGAGUCUGCGCGCAGCAGCCAAGGUCUACGGCGUGCACUUUGCAGCUCUCCAUCGCCGCGUGAAGAAGCGUGCACAGGAAGGACAGUCGUCCAAGGCCACCACUGGAUACUUUCACCAGCGAGAUGAGACCGGCAUCAUGCGCGUCGUCGUGGCGCGUGCCGAGCUGGGCGUGCUCAUGACGUUUGAUGAGCUCAUGAAGUUGGUGGAGGCAGCAGCGCUGCGGAAACUACCCGACAUCUCGGUCAAGCACGCGCGCAACUUGAUGGUGCGCUUUCAGUCACGCAACGAGCAGUCGAUCCGACACCUGAUCGUGGACUGGCCGCCACCAGUGUCGACGGUAUCGUUGGGCUCGGUUGGGAGCCAUUACCACUUGGAGCACCCUGGCUUUGUGUACGGGACCGACUCCGAGUCGUCGCAUUCUGCGAGCAUGCAGCGAGCGUUUGCCACUUGUGCUACGACUGGCUCCAUGGCGGUAGCAGUGACGACUGUGGCGCCUUUGCCCAUUCUGUCGCCGCCGCCGUCGUCGUGCAUCAUCGGCAACAGCAGCUGCCGACCCAUGCUCCCGAGUUUGAACGUUGACGUGAACUUCCUGCGGCCUCUUGCUGCACAGCAACAGCAGCAGCAGCACCUGCAGCGACAACAGUCUUAA